Spirometra erinaceieuropaei is the source of this 3382-nucleotide messenger RNA. The record is from the annotation of a GenBank genome assembly. NCBI's taxonomy places the organism in Eukaryota, Metazoa, Platyhelminthes, Cestoda, Diphyllobothriidea, Diphyllobothriidae.
AUGGUCGUGGUGGUCGCUCACUUGCUUGCAGGUGAGACUGCGCCUAGCGUCCACUUGCUGGCACUCAACUCUCACCUCUGGCUCCACGUAGCUGGACUCUGCUCAGCGGCCACACCCCGGGCAACCGUCUCGACCGACGGGCUAAACCAGGUGAUGGGGCCCUGUGCGCCGUGCCGUAUGCACAGUGUUUGCGGUUUCCGCUGGAUGGAAGGUCGGAUGGAACCUUGCGUCGGCACCGUCGUGACGUGGUUCGUCUCUGCACGCCGCUGGACAGCCGGUGACGAGAUGGAUCUCCACAUCGACAUCGCCUUGACGCGCCCACCUACGCCGUCGGAGACCGCGGCUUACGGCGAAUUCGAGUCGCUCUCCACUACAACCCAAAUUCGUGGUCCCAUAGUGGAGUUCGGCCGUGCCACAACGGCACAUGGCAGCCCUAUUCAGGGAUGGCACUGCCAGUCCCCACGAAGUGAAGAGCCUAGAAAAGGUGGCCUAAACAUUGCUGGGUACCACGCCGUCUCCAGGCUAGCCAAGGCCGCAGACGUCUUAUCAUGGUCGAAACAAUCAAAAUCGAAACAACAACAAUACCAAUAACAACAACAACCAUACUCAUUCUCCUCAUCCUACCUCUUCUUCCUCUUCCUCUGCCUAUUCUUCUCCUUCGUCACCUUCUUCUCCAUCUCCUUCCCGUCGCCCCACUCGUUGUCACCAGACUGGCAGGGUGGGCCCGCUCACUCUGGCAACCUGGAAUGUUCGUUCCCUUUUAGACAAUGCGAGGAGCAACCGACCGGAACGGAGGACGGCGCUAGUGGCACGAGAACUGGCACGCUACAAGGUGGACAUCGCCGCACUCAGCGAGACCCGAUUCUCCGAACAAGGCCAACUGGAGGAGGUGGGUGCCGGCUACACCUUCUUCUGGAGUGGGCGGCCCAGAGCAGAGCGACGAGACGCGGGUGUGGCCUUCGCCAUUCGGAACGACACCGUGGGACGACUGCCCUGUUUGCCGCAGUGCAUCAACGAUCGCCUGAUGAGCCUCCGCCUGCCUCUCUGGGGAGGCAAAGUCGCCACCAUCAUCAGCGCCUACGCUCCGACGAUGACCAACCCCGACGCCGUCAGAGACAAAUUCUACGAGGACCUGCACGCCUUCUUGGCGACUGUGUCGAAGGCGGACAAGUUGAUUGUCCUUGGCGACUUCAACGCCCGCGUCGGCACAGACCAUACUGCCCGGAGAGGAGUGCUAGGUCCCCACGGUCUCCGCGGCUCCAUCGACAAUGGUCUGCUGCUCCUCCGCACCUGCGCAGAACACCGCCUCAUCCUGACGAACACGUUCUUCUGUCUGCCGGAGCGAGAGAAGGCCACCUGGAGGCAUCCUCGGUCGCGCCCGUGGCACCUGCUGGACUAUGUCCUCGUCCGGAGGCGAGAUCAGCGGGACGUGCUGGUGACGAAGGCGAUCGCGGGUGCUGACGGGUGGACCGACCAUCGCCUCGUCAUCUCCAAGAUGCGUUUUCGCCUACAGCCUCGCAGGAGACCACAAGGUAAGCGACCCCCAGGUAAGCUGCAUGUUGCCUUGUUGUCUUUGCCCGCUCACCAUCUUCAUUUCAGCAAUGAGCUAGCUCAAAGGCUAGACAACUUUCCUAUCACUGCCGACGCCGCCGCUGCCGAGAACGCCUCCGUGGAGAACCGCUGGUGUCAACUGCGAGACACGGUCCAGUCGACGGCGCUCGCCGUCCUGGGUCGCGCUCCCCGCCAACACCAGGACUGGUUCGACGACAACGACGCCGCCAUCAGAAAUCUGCUAGCUGAGAAGAACCGCCUACACAAGGCCUACGUAGAUCACCCCACUGAUGCCACCAAAGCUGCCUUCUACCGCAGUCGCCGCCAACUUCAGCAACGACUGCGCGAAAUGCAGGACGCCUGGACUGCUCGCAAAGCUGAGGAGAUCCAAGGGUACGCGGACCGCAACGAAUGGAAGAACUUCUUCUCUGCGAUCAAAGCUGUCUACGGUCCGGCGAAGAAGGGCACUGCUCCUCUUCUCAGCGCCGACGGCAACACUCUCCUGACUGAGAAGACGCAAAUACUGCAGCGAUGGGCCGAGCAUUUCCGAGGCGUCCUCAACCGCCCCUCCGUCGUCUCCGACGCCGCCAUCGAGCGUUUGCCGCAAGUGGAGACCAACGUGGACCUCGACCUCCCGCCAUCUCUUCAGGAGACCAUCAGGGCCGUGCAGCAGCUCUCCAGCGGGAAAGCACCCGGAUCGGAUGUAAUCCCUGCUGAGGUCUACAAGCACGGAGGUCCCCAACUGAUGGAUCACCCGACUGCGCUCUUCCAAGAGAUGUGGCGUCAAGGCGAAGUCCCGCAAGAUUUAAAAGACGCAACCAUCGUGCAUCUCUACAAGCGCAAAGGGAAUCGCCAAGUCUGCGACAAUCACCGCGGCAUCUCCCUGCUGAACAUCACCGGGAAGAUCUUCGCACGAAUCCUCCUCAACCGCCUCAAUAACCAACUCGAACAGGGCCUUCUGCCGGAAAGCCAAUGCGGAUUCCGUCGUCAUCGUGGGACCACGGAUAUGAUCUUCGCCGCCCGCCAACUUCAGGAGAAGUGCCAGGAGAUGCGGACCCACCUGUACUCUACCUUCGUGGACCUGACGAAAGCCUUCGACACGGUGAAUCGUGAAGGACUGUGGAAGAUCAUGCAGAAAUUCGGCUGUCCGGAGCGAUUCACUCAGAUGGUGCGUCAGCUGCACGACGGUAUGAUGGCGCGAGUCACGGACAACGGAGCUGUCUCAGAGGCAUUCGCAGUGACCAAUGGAGUGAAGCAGGGCUGCGUACUGGCGCCUACCCUCUUCAGUCUCAUGUUCUCUGCCAUGCUGAUGGACGCCUACCGCGACGAACGCCCCGGGAUCCGCAUCGCCUACAGAACGGACGGUCACCUCCUGAAUCAACGGCGGAUGCACUUCCAAUCGCGCGUAUCCACAACCACCGUUCACGAACUCCUCUUCGCCGAGGACUGCGCCCUAAACACCACCUCGGAAGAGGAGGUGCAACGGAGCAUGGACCUGUUCUCCGCCGCCUGCGAGAACUUCGGUCUGGUCAUUAACACGCAGAAGACGGUGGUGAUGCACCAACCGCCACCCAACUCAGCCACAGCCCACAACACGCCGCCGCAAAUCAGUGUGAACGGAACCCAACUGCAGGUGGUGGAGAACUUCCCUUACCUGGGCAGUACUCUCUCCCGCAACACCAAGAUCGACGACGAAGUCGCCAACAGGAUCUCGAAAGCCAGUCAAGCCUUCGGUCGCCUCCAAAGCACAGUUUGGAAUCGCCACGGUAUUCAGCUGAGCACGAAGCUGAAGAUGCACAAGGCCGUCAUUCUGCCGACACUACUGUAUUGA